This is a messenger RNA of Trichomonas vaginalis G3, 840 nucleotides long. Its product is annotated as KilA, N-terminal/APSES-type HTH, DNA-binding family. The record is from RefSeq and is a predicted model, not a curated record. The transcript has a single exon. The coding region runs from base 1 to 840 and encodes 279 amino acids. NCBI's taxonomy places the organism in Eukaryota, Parabasalia, Trichomonadida, Trichomonadidae.
AUGUCAACAACAGAGAACACAACAACAGUUAUAGUCCAUGAAGCUAUAGAUGAAGAAUAUGAGUGGGUUCAGUUUAACAAACAACUCCGUCUCAUUCGUUCGGUCAAAGACGAUAUGUACCAAAUGCAAAGUAUUUUGACAGCAUGUUUUGCUCCAGAUACUAAGCUUCCUAAAGACUGGUUUAGGAACCAAAGCACACAAGAACUUUUGAGCGAAGCACAGCGAGACAUACUUUUUUCUGAAAACAGUGAAGAACAGCGAGUAGGUAAAAAACCCCAGUCGCCAAAACUCUAUGAAAAUCGUGAAAAAUUGCCAAACGGUUUGAGAGGUUGGUAUGUACAUAGACUUCUUGUAAAUGCUGUUGCAAUGUGGGCUUCACCUCGUUAUGCUUGGUAUAUUUACAGACUUCUUGACGAAAUUCAUAGACAAGAACGUGAAGAGCUAGAGAACAAGCUUGAAGCAAAAGACAAAAGCAUUCAGAAAAGAAUACCACGUUCGGUACCAAAAGGAAAGGAAAAGAACUAUAAGUAUAUGAUUUAUACUGAAGAGAUGGAAAAUGAAGAAGAUAAAGAUAUAGUUAUGUUGCAUUUAGUCAGAAGAAACAACAAGAGCUUUUACGACCUUGCUAAGAUUUACAAAUCUGACAGAAAUUGGUUCUAUCGCGAAAACUUACCGAUUUCAAUGACCCCAAAUGAAGAUGUGAAACAAAUAGUUCAAGAUACUUUACCUCAAACACACUAUGAUAUUAAAGGUUGUACAAUACUUACAUUCAAAGAAGAUUUGCCAUUGUUAAAGGAAAAAAUAACAGAGUAUUUUGACAACUUCAAACAAGUAGAGUAA